AUGCUAGGCGGGACAACAUUACCAUACCUUGUUUUGCACGGUGGUGGAAGUCGCCAGAAGUCGCCAGAAAUCGCUUUGCCUUCGCAAACACUCGCCGGAAAUCGCCUACAACGCCGCAAUGCACUCGCUGGAAAUCGCCUCUCACAAGCUUCGACAAGCCUAGCAUCGGGAACCGAAACGUCACAAGUCUUCGCAGCCUUGCCGACACAUGGCACCCAUGCACAGGGGAGCCCAAUCGCCCUCACCUCCCCACUUGCGCCUACACUUCGAACGUUUCGCCUUCUCCCUUUCUUCUCCUUUUUGAGACAGAGCACAACUUUCACAGCAUACAGUAGGCACGCACGGGUCGAGUUUUCACUUACCCCUCGUUCCGAAUGGCAGGCAUGCACGGGUCGAGUUUUUCACUCACCUCUUGUGCCGAACGGCAGGCACGCACGGGUCGAGUUUUCACUUACCCCUCGUGCCGAACAGCAGGCGCGCAUGGUCGAGUUUUCACUCACCUCUCGUGCUGAACGGCAGGCGCGCACGGGUCGAGUUUUCACUCACCUCUCGUGCUGA
Molecule: messenger RNA, 558 nt
Organism: Prunus armeniaca (apricot)
Lineage: Eukaryota; Viridiplantae; Streptophyta; Magnoliopsida; Rosales; Rosaceae
Source: the annotation of a GenBank genome assembly